CUUCUCUGUGUGGCCUACAGAUAGGCAGAGCAAGAAUCUUAUCUGUGCAAGUUGUUGUGUCUCCAGUAUGACCACGUGUUGUUUGACAAUAGUCUGAACCCACUGCACAACUGUUUGACUGGAAAGUUUUAAUAGGUUUGCCUCUGUUUGCUGUGUUUUUUGACAACUAUCCAACUGGGGAUUUCUCUUCUUCUUGUUGGUUAUUUCCGUUCUCUGAACUGAGUGACUGCUCGCAUUGGUGCCAACAGAACUGAAAAUGGAGCCCUUCUCUGACCAAUUUAUGGAGUUCCACCCCAUCCAUGGGACCAAUGUCAGACUGGACUACUCGGGAACUCAGGCCACGCGGGUGGAAAGCUUUGCAAAUGGAGUGUGUUUCAGCAAACAACCUCUGAAGCCCGGGGAGAUUUUUCUCAUAGAGAUCGAGGAUAAGGAGCUGGGCUGGUGUGGCCACCUCCGGGUUGGUCUCACUGCCAGGAACCCCGGGAACUUAGAAGUGGUACCUGAAUACUCUAUCCCAGAUUUGACAGAUUUAGGAGACAGCUGGAUUUUUGCAAUCACUCGCAACCACAACAAGAUCAUAGAAGGUGCUGGAGUAGAGGUUCAAGAGGCUGGAGAUGGAGGGCUAGCUUGGGGCCAGAGACUCGGACGAGGGGGGGUUGAAGAUAUAGCUGGAGGUGGAAAUGAAGGAGGAGGCAACAACAAGCCAAAGACUUUCUUUACUGAUACUCACUUGUAUAUUGACAAUGUUCGGAUCCCCAGAGAUAAGCUGGUUGGUCGCAGCAGGCCUGGACGCUACAGCCACAUUUUGGACGACUUGUAUAAGACCAAUGCCCUGCCACCCACAGCCAGACGGAGCCGGAUAGGAGUUCUGUAUGUGUCCAAAGGGCGAGACCUGGCUGAUAUGCACAUUGUCAUCAAUGGUGAGGACAUGGGAGCGUCUGCAAAAGGGAUCCCUGCCAUCGAGCCACUGUAUGCUGUGGUGGACAUCUUUGCUGCUACUAAGUCUGUCCGCAUUGUCCAGGUGGAGUAUGGAUUCUCAUCCUUGCAGACAUUGUGUAGAAAGGCCAUCCAGAAGCACAUUGUCCACAGGAUGGCCAUUGACUGGCUGGAGCUACCCGAGGCACUAAAGCACUACUGCAAGUAUGAAUGAAGGAUACAGAUCUGCAAUGGACAGAAUUAUCUUUCAUGAGCUCUCUCCCAGUUUCUACCAAAGAUCUUUAUUUUCACAAUGUAGCUUGAUGUUUCAUCUAUAAAAUAAAGCUAACAGGGCAAUACUCUUGAUCCCUGUCAGAAAAACACAAUGCUGACAAUCAUUGGUAUGAGAUGACAGCUAAUAAAUAAAUUCAAAGUA
Molecule: messenger RNA, 1351 nt
Organism: Larimichthys crocea (large yellow croaker)
Lineage: Eukaryota; Metazoa; Chordata; Actinopteri; Sciaenidae
Gene: neurl2
Product: neuralized E3 ubiquitin protein ligase 2
Exons: 2
Coding region: 257-1150 (297 amino acids)
Biological process (GO): intracellular signal transduction
Molecular function (GO): ubiquitin protein ligase activity
Source: RefSeq, a predicted model, not a curated record